Molecule: messenger RNA, 3495 nt
Organism: Choloepus didactylus (southern two-toed sloth)
Lineage: Eukaryota; Metazoa; Chordata; Mammalia; Pilosa; Megalonychidae
Gene: CEP128
Product: centrosomal protein 128
Exons: 24
Coding region: 370-3465 (1031 amino acids)
Source: RefSeq, a predicted model, not a curated record
CAGAGGGGACCUUUACGGGCGUAGAAGCUGGGCGGCUAGUUCAAGUUGCCAUAGCUGCGAGUCCGAGGAGAACCGAGUCAGUUGCGCUGCAGCGUCUGGUCAGUUGUACCUUCUGGGUCAUUGGUAGCCGCCGGAGCCGGUUGGGCCUACAGCGAUGAUCCGGCAUUGAGGACUCGGGGCCUCUUCCAUCUCAGGUGGUUUGGGGAAAGUAUAGGGGCCACCAAAGAUCACCACAUCUACUGACUAGGCCCUUUGCCUUGAAUCUCAUGAAGAAAUGAUAGGAGGCAGACGUAUGUGCAUAAGGAGAGCACUGAGCUCAGAGGAGAGCAACACGGAGUUUUGGGGGUGUGCUUUGAUUUAUGUACAUCAAUGGCGGAAUCUUCCAGCGAUUCAGACAAUGUCCGCCGUCGUGACCAUUUGAGUCAAUGGGCUACCAGGUCAACUCACAGGGGAAUGCAAAAUCAUACUACUGCAGACGUCACCAGAAAGGUCAACACUAUAACAAGUACUUUACAGGACACCAGUCGGAACUUACGACAAGUGGACCAGAUGCUUGGACAAUAUCGAGAGUAUAGUAAUGGACAGGCGGGUGCUAUAGAACAUCUUCAUGCUUUGCAUCAGUCCCUCCGAGACCUCAGCAAUGAACAAGUUCGCCUUGGAGAUGAUCUCAACCGGGAAUUCUCAAGAAGAAGCCGUUCAGAUGCUGAAACAAAAAGGGCUUUGGAAGAAUUAAAUGAAAAACUUAAUGAAGCCCAGAGACCAGAAGUGGUUUCAGCUCGGGUAGAGCGGCGACUUCAUGAAAUAGAAAAAGAGAUGCGCACAGAAAGAGAGCUAGUGGAAAAACGUCAGGAUCAACUGGGACUUAUGUCCUUGCAGCUACAGGAGGCAUUGAAGAAACAAGAAGCUAAAGCCGAUCAGAAUGAGGGAGUGAUGAAAAAUAAACUAAAACAAGCUGAAGCUGAGAAAAGUCAACUUGAACAGGAGCUGGAGCUAUCUCGGAGGUUAUUGAAUCAGUCAGAAGGCAGCAGAGAAACGCUUAUGCAUCAGAUAGAAGAACUACGCAUACAACUAAUGAAAGCAGAAAGUGAUCAAAAGGGCUUACAACAGAUUUCCAAGCAACAUUCAAACCAUCAGGAUGAACAACGAGAUGAUGGGAGGUUUAGGAGAGGCAUUGAGCGGGGAAAACAGGAUCUAGAGAAGCAGAUAUCAGAUUUGCGAGUGCAGUUGAACUUCAACACAAUGGCAUCUGAGUUAGAGGAAGUGAAGCGAUGCAUGGAGCAAAAAGACAAGGAGAAAGCACAUUUUGCAGCACAAGUAGAGAAUUUAACUUGUGAAUUGGAAGAAAGGGAAAAACAGCAACAGCAGAUGUUGGAUCGACUCAAGGAGAUCCAGAGUCAUUUUGAGACGUGUGAGGCUGAGCAUAAGUGUGCUGACCUCCAGAUCUUACAGCUGACUCACCAUGCAGAGGAUGCAACCAAGCAGGCAGAGUGCUACCUCAGUGAGUUCCAGCAGUCAGAGGCCCUGAGAGAGGAGGCAGAGAAGAGGAGAGAACAGCUGAAACUGAAAGCUCAGGAAUCCAUUAGGCAGUGGAAGCUUAAGUAUAAAAAAUUAGAGCGAGAAUUGGAGAAACAAUCGGAUGCGCUUAAUCAACUGACAGACAAGAAUAAUCAGGUUCUAAAGGAAAAGGAUGAAUUGAAGAGUCAGCUUUAUGCAGCAUUACAACAAAUAGAGAAUCUUCGAAAGGAAUUAAAUGAUGUCUUAACCAAGCGUGCCCUUCAAGAGGAAGAGCUUCACUGUAAGGAAAAGAAACUAAGUGAUGUUAAGUCUCAUCAAGCAGACCUUGAACUAGAAGUCAAGGGUUCUCUGGACACUAUACAUAGUCUAGAAAGUGAAUUGAAAAAGCAGAGUAAGAUUCAAAGCCAGAUGCAAGUUGAGAAAACUCAUCUGGAGGAAGAAAUUGCAGAGCUAAAGAAGAGCCAGGCCAAAGAUAAAGCUAAACUUCUUGAGAUGCAAGAGUCUAUCAAGGACUUGAGUGCCAUCCGAGCAGAUCUUGCUAAUAAAUUGGCUGAAGAAGAGAGAGCCAAGAAAGAUGUGCUUAAGGACCUCUCUGAGCUCAGGACACUUGAGAAAUCCAGGGAUGAAGAAACAGCUACAAUCAUCAAGCAGUUAAAGCUAGAGCGAGAUGUUCACCAGAGGGAGCUGGAAGAUCUUACAUCAUCAUUGCAGAGCGUGAAAACUAAACAUGAACAAAAUAUCCAAGAGCUGAUGAAGCACUUUAAGAAAGAAAAGAGUGUGGCCGAGAAUCAUAUCAGGACACUGAAGGCGGAAAGCUUAGAAGAUAAGAAUAUGGCAAAAGUCCAUUGUUCCCAGCUGGAGAAAUUGAAAUCACAGUGUGAGAAGCUGACAGAGGAAUUAACCCAAAAUGAGGAUGAGAACAGAAAACUGAAGCUGAAAUAUCAGUGUUUGAAGGAACAACUAGAAGAAAAGGAAAAACGUAUCUGCAACGAAGAAGAACAGUUAAGGAGGAUGGAAGAGGCCAGAUUGCAGCUCAAAGAUCAACUUCUCUGUCUGGAAACUGAACAGGAAUCCAUUCUUGGUGUGAUAGGAAAAGAAAUAGAUACAGCUUGUAAAACCUUCUCCAGGGAUUCAAUGGAGAAAUUGAAAUUUUUUUCAUCUGUCUCUGAUACACAUUAUGACCCACAUCGCUGGUUAGCAGAAAGCAAGACUAAACUUCAGUGGCUCUGUGAGGAAUUGAAAGACAGAGAAAACAGAGAGAAAAAUCUACGGGAACAGCUAAUGCUGUGCAGACAACAACUCAAGGAUCUCACUGAGAGCAAAGAAUCUGAGCUCCAGUAUCUCUUUGAACAGAUAGAAAGACAGGAACAACUUCUGGAAGAAAUACACUGGGAGAAGAGAGAUCUGCUGGAGGAGACUCAUAGAAAAGAUGAAGAAAUGGAAUCUCUGCAGGACCGUGUAAUUACCUUAGAAACGAGUACCCGAGCGGCCUUGGACCAUCUGGAGUCUGUGCCUGAGAAACUGAGCUUACUACAAGAUUUCAAAGACUUCAGAGAUUCCCGUAGUUCAUCUGAGAGAACUGAUGGGAGACAUUCUAAAUACAAAGGGCAGAGAGAUCCUCUUCAGCUACAUCGAGAUGAUGCCAAGUACAGAAUCAAAAGCUUCAAAGAUGAUGGAAUCAUUGCUGAAGAUUCCUAUGCUCAUGGGUUAAGCCAUUCAUCCUCCUGGCAGGAUCACAGUAACUUUCUGUCUAGUCCACGAUUUUCUCACUUGAACUCGUUUACCAAAAGAACAGUUCUUCCAAAUUCAGCUUCAAUCAAAGAAGAUGCCACCAGUUUAACAAUGAGUAGAAGAAGUCCACAAUCCAAAAAGGAGGAAUAUGAGAGCAGAAAAAGCAAAAUUAUGAGUACCAUCACAUCCCUGAUGUAUCUCAGCCUUGAUGAUGGAUAGUACCUGUGAUGGUUAGGCUCAUGUGUCAAC